Molecule: messenger RNA, 792 nt
Organism: Sinocyclocheilus anshuiensis
Lineage: Eukaryota; Metazoa; Chordata; Actinopteri; Cypriniformes; Cyprinidae
Product: high choriolytic enzyme 1-like
Exons: 5
Coding region: 1-792 (263 amino acids)
Biological process (GO): proteolysis
Molecular function (GO): zinc ion binding; metalloendopeptidase activity
Source: RefSeq, a predicted model, not a curated record
AUGGACACAAGAGCCUCCCUCUCCAUUCUGCUGCUGCUGUUUGGCGUCUCACAGGCGUCUCCUCUCACGGAGUUUGAAGGAGUGUUUGUGUCAGAGCCUGAACCUCUGGACAUCACUACAAGGAUUUUGGAGUCCAACAAUGGAUCUUCUGAAGUCCUGAUUGAAGCAGAUCUGGUGUUUCCCAAAACCAGAAAUGCUCUCAACUGCUUUAACAACAACUGUUUCUGGAAGAAAAACUCUAACAACAUAGUGGAGAUCCCUUACAUAGUGAGCGGUGAAUUCUCCUAUAAUAACAAAUUAGUUAUCGCAAAUGCCAUGUCCACCUUUCACUCCAAAACCUGCAUCCGCUUUGUGGCCAGAUCAACUCAGAGCGACUACAUCAGUAUUGAGAACAAAGAUGGUUGCUACUCUUCUCUUGGCAGAACUGGUGGCAAGCAGGUGGUCUCCCUCAACAGGCAAGGCUGUGUGUAUCACGGCAUCGUUCAGCAUGAGCUCAAUCAUGCCCUGGGCUUCUACCACGAGCAAACCAGGAGCGAUCGGGAUGAGUACGUCAAGAUCAACUGGGAGAACAUGUCUCCUGAUAUGGCCUACAACUUCCAGAAACAAAACACCAACAACCAAAACACUCCAUACGACUACGGCUCCAUCAUGCACUAUGGAAGAACAGCCUUCUCCAUCCAGCCCGGGCUGGAAACCAUCACUCCCAUUCCUGAUGAGACGGUGGAAAUCGGACAGAGGCAGGGAAUGUCCAACACCGACAUCCUGAGGAUCAACAAGCUGUAUGGAUGCUGA